This is a messenger RNA of Penicillium arizonense, 2169 nucleotides long. Its product is annotated as LIM domain-binding protein. The coding region runs from base 1 to 2169 and encodes 722 amino acids. The transcript is spliced from 3 exons. Gene Ontology annotation, biological process: positive regulation of transcription by RNA polymerase II; negative regulation of transcription by RNA polymerase II. The record is from RefSeq and is a predicted model, not a curated record. NCBI's taxonomy places the organism in Eukaryota, Fungi, Ascomycota, Eurotiomycetes, Eurotiales, Aspergillaceae. Gene Ontology annotation, cellular component: nucleus; transcription regulator complex.
AUGAUGAUGACGCAGCCGUUCCCUGCCCACCAAGGCAUGCCGCAGCAUGGAUUCCCCCCCGGUCACCCAAUGGCCGGACAACAUCCAAAUGGACACCCGGGACCCGGAAUGGUACAGCAAAUGCACCCUGGUGUAUCGGCGCCGGGAGGACCUCAAGUGAGCCAAGCUGGUCCGAUGAUGGGUGGGAUGCCCCCGGGCGCUGGGACGGCUGGUCCUGGCGGUCCCGUACCGAACGCCCACGCUCUCUCCCACCUGAAUCCCGCGCAGGCGCAUAUGCUUCAGGGCCAACCAUUCCCUCAAAAUUUCGCGAACAAUCCGCAAUUAUUACAGCAACACCAACAGCAGCAGUUCAUGCGUCAGCGGAUGAUGCUUCAACAACAGCAGCAACAACAUCAGGCACAGCAGCAGCAACACGGACUUCCUGUGUCAUUACCCAAUGGUACCCAAGGAAUUAGUGCCGCUCAAAUGGCUGCGAUGCAAGCAAACCCCGGAAUGCGCCCCGUUAACAUGGGAAUGCACAUGCAGCAGCAAAUGCCCCAUGGCCAGCCGCAAAACCUCCAGCAGCAGCAAUUCUUUGCCAUUCAGCAGGCGCAACAACAGGCGCAUCAGGCUCAGCAGGCGCAACAGGCAAAUAACGGACAGCCGGGCCAGCAUACACCGCAGCGGGCAUCUGCGCAACCGCCGAACAUGCACGAAGCGCAAAGCGCCACUCCCCAGUCGCAGCAUGGCCCACCACCAGGGAGCGGUACACCGCAACCCUCCCAACCUGCUCAGACUCCCUCGAGCCAACCACAACCGUCGCAGGGACUGCCCCAAGGCCAGGCCACUCCGAACCCUCCGCCACAGCAACUGCCUCAGGCCCAGCAGCCAAAUCAACAAGGACAACCCGGUCCGCAGCCGACUCCUCAGGGGGCACAGCCCCAGCCAGGCCAACCCGGUCAGCCACAAGGCCCUCAACACCCACAGAUGAUGUCACAGGACGCUCAAUUGAAAGCGCAACAACAGCACCAGAAUGCUCUCAUGAUGCAGCAAAGGAUGAAACAGGCGGGGCAGUCAAUUUUGACCCUCUACAGCUAUGCGGAGGUUUUGAGUAAUUUCCAAUCUCGGGGCGAGGCACAUGAUCUUUCAUACUGGCAGACCUUUGUCGAGCGCUUCUAUUCUCCUGGAGGUGUGUUGCGACAGGGUGUCUGGAACAACACCGCUGGGUCCAAACAAUUCGAAAUUGCGACACCUGCCCUUGCGCGUUACUACCUGACCCAGUUCACCAGUGGAAUCACUCAAAUCCAGAUGUGUGUGGAAGCUGCCCGUGAGCGGGAGUCUGGCAAUGGAGGUCAUAUUGUGGAGAGCGGCAAAACCUCAUUCAUUUAUUGGUUCAAGAAUGAGUGCCAGCUCUUCGCCAAUGGCACACUUCGUGCGUAUUUUGAUGUCAACAACAGGCUUGAGAUGCUUGAUAUCAACGUUCUCAAUCAUAACGAGUUCAUCCCUCGGUCUCUGCUGCUGGCCAUGGAGGCCGACUCGCAGAAGCAAAGCCCCAAGGUCCCUAAAAAUGCAAAGCGCGCUCAGCAGAAGCCCACGCCAUCAUUAUCGCUCCCGGACUCCAUGGUGACCGCCAAUGGUGUUCCUACCCCGGUGAUGGGCUUCUUGGAGGUGGCUGAGACCAUCUCUCAAAUGCAGAUGCUGUUCCAAUUCUCGCAGUCAAACCCGCAGCUAACACCUCCUGAUGCAUUGCGGAAUCUCGUCAACACUCUCCAAACGCAAAACCCCAACCCAGGCUUUGCGCCUGGUCCCAUGAACCCGGGCAUGCAACCUAUGCAAAAUGUUCGAGGGCCUAACAUGAACGCCCCGUCGCAAUUCGCCUCACCGGCUAUGGCACAUCUCGGCCUGCCUGGGCAACAAGGCUCACCUCAUCUGACUGGCUCAGCGCAUCCAAGCCCUGCCCAAAGCAACCUCGUUGGUCCUCCAGGAAUGCAACCACCAAUGCAGCCAUCUCCGGCUGGUGUGAAUAACAGUCCAAAUGUAGGUGGCAACAAACGUCGCCGAGCAAGCACGGUCAAAAUGGAGUCCGAGGAUGGUGGUGGAGUCGAGGCUAACGGCGCACCCCAACAGGGCUCAGCGAAAGUUAAGGCUAGCCCCCGGGUGCCGAAACGACAAAAGGGCGCCGCCGCCUGA